This is a messenger RNA of Elgaria multicarinata webbii, 920 nucleotides long. It is a transcript of the gene IRAK1BP1, whose product is annotated as interleukin 1 receptor associated kinase 1 binding protein 1. The record is from RefSeq and is a predicted model, not a curated record. Lineage: Eukaryota; Metazoa; Chordata; Lepidosauria; Squamata; Anguidae. The transcript has 4 exons. The coding region runs from base 28 to 819 and encodes 263 amino acids. Gene Ontology annotation, biological process: immune response; canonical NF-kappaB signal transduction.
GUCCUUUUUCUUCCUACCCUCGGCGGGAUGCCGUUGGUGCCGCUCUCUCCAGCUCGGGUGUUUGCCGAUUUGGUGCCUCCCCCCGUAGGGGCGGACAGCCGGGAGAAUGAGCCUCCAAGAGCCGCGGGGGAAGGAGGAAGCGGAAUCCCCGGGUCUUUAUUGCCGCCCGGGAGGGAGGUUCACGUGAGCGGCAGCGCGGAGCUCAGCGCCAGCCCAGACCGGGCCAAAGUCACGGUUCACCUGGGGAGCCGGAAAGGGGAGGCCGGCGCAGCGCGGAGCAGCGUGUCUCGGAGGCUGGACUACAUCGCCCAGACCGCCCGGCAGCGCGGAGGUAUCUUGGAGAGCAAUGUGACUGUGACGAAAAACUUCAGUAGACUAGACAAUGCUUUUAAGAUGGAAGCAGAGGUCUGCAUUACAUUCAGCGAUUUUGGAAAAAUGCAAGAUGUUUGUAACUUUCUUGUUGAGAAGCUAGAUAGUUCUGUCAUCAUCAGCCCACCUCAUUUUUACCAUACGAUGGAGACUGUAGAUGCCCUUCGGCGUCAGGUAUGUCUUGCUGCUGUCGGGAGCGCCAGGCAAAAGGCUCAAGAAGUCUGCCAAUUGUUUGGCCAGUCCCUGGGGAAGCCCUUACUAAUAAGAGAAGAGGAAGUAAAGGAGUGGGAAGGCCACCUUGAAAAUCACAUAACCAAUUGUCCAGACUCACUGAGUUUGCAGCAGAGACUCCAAAAUGCCACUAUCUAUGUUUCCUCAAGGAUAUUUGCAGUUUUUGAAAUAAAGGGGGAGAGAAAGAGAAAAAAAGCAGCUCUUCUAAAUGUGAACUGAGUUUCCUGAAUUAAGCAAGUUUGUUUUCCCCUGGGAAGAAAAAUGUUCCCAAGCUCAACUUGAUUUUCCAUAAACAAAAAAUUAAAGUGACCAUGAUAUUA